Pediculus humanus corporis (human body louse) is the source of this 1623-nucleotide messenger RNA. Its product is annotated as serine/threonine-protein kinase minibrain, putative. Gene Ontology annotation, cellular component: nucleus. The record is from RefSeq and is a predicted model, not a curated record. The transcript has 10 exons. NCBI's taxonomy places the organism in Eukaryota, Metazoa, Arthropoda, Insecta, Psocodea, Pediculidae. Bases 1 to 1623 code for a protein of 540 amino acids. Gene Ontology annotation, molecular function: protein serine/threonine/tyrosine kinase activity; transcription coactivator activity; protein serine/threonine kinase activity. Gene Ontology annotation, biological process: positive regulation of DNA-templated transcription; peptidyl-serine phosphorylation; peptidyl-threonine phosphorylation.
AUGAACAAAAAAAAAAAAAAAAAAAAAAAAAAUUGCACGAAACGCACACUCACUCACUCAGCAACUUUUGCACGUCGUACGAGUGGCCAACUCAUAAGGACGCAGUAUGUUCCCCUCUACGGAAGGCUGGUCGGAGAGGAACAACUGGAAACAAUUAGAGAACCAGCCGAUAUACAGGCCAUGCAGGCUAGAAUACCUCAACAUUUCAGGGAUCCCUCUUCGGCACCCCUGAGAAAAUUAUCAGUGGAUUUAAUAAAAACGUAUAAACACAUUAACGAGGUUUAUUAUGCGAAAAAGAAAAGAAGAGCGCAGCAGACACAAGGAGAAGAUACCUCCCACAAAAAAGAGCGUAAAAUAUUUAACGAAGGCUACGAUGAUGAUAAUCACGAUUACAUCAUCAAAAAUGGCGAAAAAUUUUUAGAUCGUUACGAAAUAGAUAAUCUAAUAGGAAAAGGAUCUUUCGGACAGGUCGUGAAGGCAUACGAUCACGAAGAACAGUGCCAGGUGGCAAUUAAAAUAAUAAAAAAUAAAAAACCUUUUUUAAAUCAAGCUCAAAUAGAAGUUAAAUUAUUGGAAAUGAUGAACCGCGCAGAUGCGGAUAAUAAAUAUUUCAUAGUGAGAUUAAAAAGACAUUUUAUGUGGAGGAAUCACUUGUGCCUAGUAUUCGAGUUGUUAUCAUAUAAUUUAUACGAUCUGUUGCGGAAUACGAAUUUUCGGGGCGUGUCCCUCAAUUUAACGCGGAAAUUCGCUCAGCAAUUGUGUACGGCUCUCCUGUUUUUAUCAACUCCCGAACUCAAUAUCAUACACUGUGAUUUAAAACCUGAAAAUAUACUUUUGUGCAACCCGAAAAGAUCGGCUAUCAAAAUUGUUGAUUUUGGAAGUUCGUGUCAGUUGGGACAAAGGAUAUAUCAAUAUAUUCAGUCGAGGUUUUAUAGGUCUCCGGAGGUUUUGUUAGGUAUACCUUACGAUUUAGCUAUAGAUAUGUGGAGUUUAGGUUGCAUUUUAGUCGAGAUGCACACGGGGGAGCCGUUAUUUAGCGGAACCAACGAGGUGGAUCAAAUGAAUAAGAUAAUAGAAGUUUUGGGUAUGCCACCCAAACACAUAUUAGAUCAAGCUCAUAAAGCAAGAAAAUAUUUCGAUAAGCUACCCUCAGACGGAAGCUACGUAUUAAAACGGCCAAAAGAUGGUAAAAAAUACAGGAGUCCUGGAACGAGGAGAUUGCACGAUAUAUUAGGCGUCGACAGCGGAGGACCUGGUGGAAGAAGAUUGGGUGAACCCGGUCACACGGUCGCGGAUUAUUUAAAAUUCAAAGACUUAAUAUUGAGAAUGUUGGACUUUGAUCCGAAAACGAGAGUCACUCCCUAUUACGCUCUUCAGCAAAAUUUUUUCAAAAGGACUAGUGACGAAGGGACUAACACCGCGAAUAAAAGCGGGAGAGUGAGCACGAGUCCCGCAGUUAGCGGAUUAGUUGACAAUAUCAGAGGAUCUCCUUCCAGCUCAGCCAGUCUGGGAAGCAACCGAGCUCUUUCUGAUUCGAUUUUGCAGCUGCAAAACUCGGCACUCACGUCGGGGACGACAGUUGGAAGCUGCAUCGGUCCUCAGUUAAUGGACUGCGAUUAUUAG